AUGGCCACCGAAGCGCCCAAGAAGAUUGAAUGGCUUGUCGUCAUCCCCGAUUUCCCCGGCGCCCAUGAGAAGCGGAUCGAGGUCCGGCCUCAACACUUCGCCGGCCUGGGCACCUUCAAAGACUCGGGCGUGUUCCAAAUGGGCGGCGCCGUGUUGAACGAAGUUCCGGAGGGGUCUGACGCUUCCAAGUUCUCCUUUGCUGGCAGCACUAUUGUGAUUCAGGCUGCUAGCCGUGAGGAGAUUAAGGAGAUCUUGCGACAGGAUAUUUAUGCAAAGUCGGGGGUGUGGGAUGUGGAGAAUGCUCAAAUUUGGCCAUUCCUCUGUGCCUUCCGCAACCAAAAAUAG
This is a messenger RNA of Dichotomopilus funicola, 345 nucleotides long. RefSeq lists its product as uncharacterized. Bases 1 to 345 code for a protein of 114 amino acids. The record is from RefSeq and is a predicted model, not a curated record. The transcript is spliced from 4 exons. Lineage: Eukaryota; Fungi; Ascomycota; Sordariomycetes; Sordariales; Chaetomiaceae.